Molecule: messenger RNA, 1494 nt
Organism: Penicillium lagena
Lineage: Eukaryota; Fungi; Ascomycota; Eurotiomycetes; Eurotiales; Aspergillaceae
Product: integral membrane protein TmpA
Exons: 1
Coding region: 1-1494 (497 amino acids)
Biological process (GO): conidium formation; regulation of conidium formation; sexual sporulation resulting in formation of a cellular spore
Source: RefSeq, a predicted model, not a curated record
AUGUCGGUCCCAGUCAAGACAAUCGACAUCGCCAUGCCUCCCGAGGCGAAGCUCAACUCGCCCAGCCCGAGCGAGAUCACGCUCACCGACGGCGGCGAUAUCACCAAGCUCGAGAAGUAUCGCUCCGAAGAGCUGGGAUCGGAUGAUCUCGAGUCUCCCUCGGACGAGAAACAGCUCGACCUCGAAGCUCAGACCGUCAAACCAAAACGGUUCGCUGCGCUCAGGUACACGGCCCUCAACCUCUAUCGACGGCUCUUCACGCUGGUCGUCCUCGCCAAUAUCGCCGUCUUCGUGGUGGUCAUGACGGCUGACCGCAAGCUUCUGGCCUUAGUCAAUGCCACCGCGGGUAACCUGCUUGCCUGCGGCUUGGCUCGGCAGCCGCUGGUCGUCAACACCAUCUUCCGCGUCGUUUGCUCCAUGCCGAGAUCAUCGCCGCUGGUCCUGCGCCGGAUGGCAGCCAAGGUCUAUCACUAUGGCGGCGUACACAGCGGCUGCGGCAUCGCAGCCCUCAUCUGGUACAUGGGCUUCAUCGGUGUGAUGUCACACGAGUACUGGCGAGCCGAGACGGUCAGCAGCAUGUCAGCCGCGCCGGUGGUGCUCGCGUACACGAUCCUGGCCCUGCUGUUGGUGAUCAUCGUGGUGGCGCAUCCCACGUUUCGAAUGAAACGGCACGACUAUUUCGAACUCACCCACCGUUUCGGCGGGUGGCUUGUGGUCGCCAUGUUCGUUGCGCUGCUGAUGGUCUUUGCACGCGAGACCAGCCGGGCCCAGGAGCAGCCGCUGGGCCGGUUCCUGAUCAAGCUUCCGGCCUUCUGGUUCCUGGUCAUCACCGUGGCCGCCAUCAUCCACCCGUGGCUGCUGCUCCGCAAGGUCCCCGUUCGCGCAGAGGUUCUCUCCACGCAUGCCGUGCGCUUGCACUUGGACCACACCACCACGUCCUUCGGGAAGGGCAUCCAACUCGCCAAACACCCGCUGCGAGACUGGCACGGAUUCGCGACCUUCCCGGACGCUGACCAUGAGCAACCCAGCUUUUCUGCGCUGGUCUCCAAGGCCGGCGACUGGACGCACGACUGCAUCCGGCAGCCGCCGCAGCACCUGUGGAAGCGCGGCGUGCUGAUCUACGGUGUUGCGUACGCCAUGCGCGUCUUCCGGCGAGUCAUCGUCGUAACCACGGGGUCUGGCAUUGGACCGUGUCUGUCGUUCCUGGGCGACGAGCACCGGCCCGCGCUGCGCGUGGUGUGGCAAACCCGGGCACCGCUCAACACCUAUGGCCCGGCGGUGUUGGAUCUCGUGCGCCGGAUGGAUUCGGACCCCAUUAUCAUGGACACGGACAAGAGCGGGCGCGUCGACAUGCUCCCCAUGGUGCAGCGGCUGGUCCGCGAGUUCGACGCCGAAGCGGUGUGCGUGAUCAGUAACCCUGUGCUGACGCGCCGGCUGGUCUACGGCCUCGAGGCGAGAGGGACUCCCGCGUUUGGUCCGAUUUUCGACUCUUGA